AAAAGAUUAUGUUCCGAAAAUCGAUGUUAUUUUGGUAUAAAAACUCUGAAUUAUUAACACAAUAUGCACUUGUUUGCAAACAUGCGGACACACAUCGCUUUACUUGCUCUAAGCAUCUCCGCUGUAGUAGCGGUUCCAGCUAAUCCACAAAGGAUCGUGGGCGGCAGUACUACGACAAUUAGUAACUAUCCCAGCAUAGUUGCCUUACUAUAUAGUUCAAACUUGAAUCAGUGGCGACAAACUUGUGGUGGUACUAUUGUCAAUAGUCGGAGCAUCGUUACAGCUGCACACUGUCCUCAUGGCGACAGCACUAACAGAUGGCGUGUAAGAGUGGGCUCCACUAAUGCGAAUAGUGGUGGAAGAGUAAUAAAUUCGCAGAGAUUCAUUAUUCACCCUAACUACAACAGGAGGACACUCAAUAAUGACAUUGCAAUCAUUCGCCUCUCGGCUACCAUAUCGUUUAGCAACACUGCCCGGGCCGUAAGCUUUGCUGGCCCUAACUAUAAUUUACGGGAUGGACAGGUUGUUUGGGCUGCUGGGUGGGGACGAACUUCUACAAAUAGUGCUUCAUCGGCCCAACUGCGCCACGUUCAGAUCUGGACAGUGAACCAGGCUACGUGCAGGUCUCGCUACGCCAGCACCAGUCGCACCAUCACUGACAACAUGUUGUGCGCCGGCUCGCUUACCGUCGGUGGUCGCGGCCAGUGCCAGGGUGACUCCGGUGGUCCUCUCUACCACAAUCGCCUCCUUGUUGGUGUCUACUCCUUUGGAGAGGGUUGCGGUUUGGUUCGCUUCCCUGGAGUCAAUGUACGUGUCUCGCGGUACGCUAAUUGGAUCCGCAACAACUCCUAGUUUUAUAUUUCGUUUAAGACUCAUUCGGCUUCUCUUAUACCUAUUAGAUACAUGAAAACUUCGUUCCAAAACAAAACCUUAACCGUUGCCAGUGCUAUCUUCUUAUCUUAAAUAAUUGUGAAUAAUGUUUUUUUUAUGUAAAAUUAUUUAUUAAAAAUAUAUUUUUAAUUGAAAAAA
This is a messenger RNA of Manduca sexta (tobacco hornworm), 1029 nucleotides long. RefSeq names its product trypsin, alkaline A-like. Gene Ontology annotation, molecular function: serine-type endopeptidase activity. Lineage: Eukaryota; Metazoa; Arthropoda; Insecta; Lepidoptera; Sphingidae. The coding region runs from base 64 to 852 and encodes 262 amino acids. The record is from RefSeq and is a predicted model, not a curated record. Gene Ontology annotation, biological process: proteolysis. The transcript is spliced from 4 exons.